GUGAGAUGGAACGUUGGCAGCGUCAUUUUGGUGAGAGGAUGCAUGUAUAUAAGGGAGGUUGAUGCCCGUUCAUCUGGGGUUUAUCAUCAGCAACACAAUAAUUGAUUAUUACGACUUGAAUCUCAAAUCACCUCUACAGUCUAUCUACUUUAUUAUACCACCUCUGAACAACAAACACUCAACAAAAUGCGUCUCUCCUCAAUAUCUCUCGCCCUGGUCCUCGCUCCCCUCGCUAUCGCAACCCCCAACCUCGCAGCAGAAAGCAACGAUGCGAUCACCAAGCGCAGCCCAAUGCCCAUGAAGCCCCUAAGCUCAUCAGCACACGUCCUCGCUCGCUCACCUCAAGACAACGAUGAAGUCUGCAGCAGCGACCAGAAGCGCUGCGGCGACGCCUGCGUGGACCAGGACUACACCUGCUGCCCUGACGAUGUGUCUGGUGGAUGUCCCAGCAAUGAAGAGUGCCAAAGGGACAAUGGCAAAUGGGGAUGCUGUCCUGAUGGGGACGACUGCAGCUGGGACGAUGACGAUGACGAUGACGAUGAUAGCUUUGUGGACCGUGUGAAGGACGGUGUCAAUGACGUUGGGGAUGACAUUAAGGAUACAUGGGAUGAUAUCUGGGAUGACGAUGAGGAUGCUGCUGGCAUGUUGAAGCCUGGUGCUGGGGCUGCACUGGUUGCUGCGCUUGCUGUGGCUUUUAUCCCCUUAUGAGCUGAGGUGGACCUUUGAGACGAUUGAGGAUGGGCGUUCGGAUUGUUAUUGUACUUUUAUUUUACUUUGUGUUUAUAUAGCCAGAGCUGCAUAGACCACGUUUGUUAAUAGGCCUCGACCGAGUUUACACUUCCG
This is a messenger RNA of Aspergillus versicolor CBS 583.65, 843 nucleotides long. RefSeq lists its product as uncharacterized. The transcript has a single exon. The record is from RefSeq and is a predicted model, not a curated record. Bases 187 to 708 code for a protein of 173 amino acids. Lineage: Eukaryota; Fungi; Ascomycota; Eurotiomycetes; Eurotiales; Aspergillaceae.